Molecule: messenger RNA, 693 nt
Organism: Saccostrea cuccullata (small rock oyster)
Lineage: Eukaryota; Metazoa; Mollusca; Bivalvia; Ostreida; Ostreidae
Product: multiple epidermal growth factor-like domains protein 10
Exons: 5
Molecular function (GO): scavenger receptor activity
Source: RefSeq, a predicted model, not a curated record
AUCCGGGAUUUUACGGGUUAAAAUGCACAGAAACCUGUAGCAUACAUUGUACGGAUCCAAUGUCAUGUGAUCACGUAAACGGAAGCUGCGCAGAAAGCUGCAAGGACGGUUGGGAAGGGGACAAGUGUGACCAAAAAUGUGAAGAAAUGAAAUAUGGGAACAAAUGUCAGCACUCAUGUGGUCAUUGUGUUAAUGGUGAGAUCUGUAAUCAAGUGACUGGUGUGUGUUCAAAUGGAUGUGCAACGGGAUGGAAAGGGAAUGUUUGUGAUGAAGAAUGUGAUCCUGGCUAUUUCGGUUCGUUGUGUCAGGAUACGUGUAGUGAGCACUGUAUUAACCCCAUGUCAUGUGACCACGUAAACGGGUCUUGUGACGAUGGAUGUAAGGAUGGGUGGAUCGGGUCCAAAUGCAUCGAACAAUGUGAGAAGUAUUUUUAUGGAAAAGAUUGUGAAAAUCACUGUGGACAUUGUUCUGAGGGCGAAUUCUGCAAUCACGUGACCGGAGAAUGUCCCAAUGGAUGCGCAUCCGGGUGGACUACGGAUAUUUGUAGUCAAGAAUGUGAUCCUGGAUAUUAUGGGCUGAUGUGUAAGGAUCAGUGCAGUCCACAUUGUUUGGAUUCUAUGUCAUGUGAUCACGUGAGUGGGUCAUGUGAUGGAGGGUGUAAGGAUGGCUGGAUUGGAGCUAAGUGUCGGGAUC